Dreissena polymorpha is the source of this 1455-nucleotide messenger RNA. RefSeq lists its product as uncharacterized. Lineage: Eukaryota; Metazoa; Mollusca; Bivalvia; Myida; Dreissenidae. The record is from RefSeq and is a predicted model, not a curated record. The coding region runs from base 249 to 794 and encodes 181 amino acids. The transcript has 3 exons.
GGACGACCGAGAAAAUAACACAUACAUGCUUUGCACUCGCGGGCCUGAACGAACAACGGCGUCUGGUAAUGGAGAAAAAACACGCAUAAAAAACUCGAAAUUCUCUGAUUCUCAGACAGACGUAUUGCUCCGGGGUGUAUGCACGCAUGGUUUCAUUUCGCGAACACCGAAUUUGAUGGAAUUGCGUGGCGUUGUUGAUCGAAAAAUCGCAUACGGCCAGAUAUCUUAUGGAUUUCUUCACUUAGCUAAUGCAUCAUCAAACCACUUCCGGAAGACGGCACGGUAGUCUUCUGCACAUGACAGCAGUAGGCACCGACAGAUUGCGCUCCCGUACACUUUACCGCGAGUCAAACCUGCUUCCCGAAAGUUCAUCAUUAAGUUGUGCACCGUCCGUCGAUACAUGCAUGAAUCUCUACGUACGUGUGGACUCGGAGGUCUUUUCAUGGAACACAAAACCUUCGUGGAAAUUGCUUCGGAAGUUAUUGAACCCCUCGCGAUUAAUUCGGAAAGCAUACGGCAAGGAAUCUGAAUGUUUUAUCAACUUCUGGCGGAUCAGGCAUCCGGAAAUGUCACAGGAAGAUCCAUCUCCGGGCGCAUCAGACAUGAUCCGGAAAUGUCACAGGAAGAUCCAUCUCCGGGCGCAUCAGGCAUGUUCCGGAAAUGUCACAGGAAGAUCCAUCUCCGGGCGCAUCAGGCAUGAUUCGGAAAUGUCACAGGGAGAUCCACCUCCGGGUGCAUCAGGCAUGAUCCGGAAAUGUUACAGGGAGAUCCACCUCCGGGUGCAUCAGGCAUGAUCCGGAAAUGUCACAGGGAGAUCCACCUCCGGGUGCAUCAGGCAUGAUCCGGAAAUGUCACAGGAAAAUCCACCUCCAGGAAGUUAUGCCGAUCGUUUGACGAACAUGUGGAAUAGUAGCUGCGGUCAACUUUUGUCAACAAAAGGAACGCUGAACUUACGAUGAAAUCACCGACCUCAUAAAGACGCCGUCUGUUUACGGAUAGGUUACUUAGUGACACAAUCGCAAUAAAUUGAAAGAGGCAGUGGUAUUUAUCUCAUAACAAUAUGAAACGUAUUUUAUACAAAAUCUGGACAUCCGUGAUUGGAUGAGGUGAAAACUGCUCACCAAAAUAAGCCUUUUUAUCGGCGUUCCGUGCGCAAAACAUUUGGGGUGUAGCAGACGGAAAAAAUAGCAUAAAUGGCGUUCUACUGACAAAUAUGCUUACUAACAACUGCAGUAAAUUUGCUUCGAAAACGCAAAAUGUUUCUUGCACAUGUGCAGUUUCACAUGAAUAAACAUAUUUUGAUAUUGUUGGAUAUUUUUGGUACAUUUGUUUUGUAAACGUGCGUGUCAAGAAAUUGCAUUAAUCAACGACCGGACUGUCAAUAUAAAGUAAGAAAGAUUUUCUGGGUCUCGAUUGUGUUUGGUUCGACGAAGCAAACGUGUUCAUGUAUUUAAA